AUGGCGGACGCCUGGGAAGAGAUUAGGCGGUUGGCUGCUGACUUUCAGCGUGCGCAGUUCGCCGAGGCCACACAGAGGUUGUCAGAACGUAACUGCAUUGAGAUUGUGAAUAAAUUGAUUGCUCAGAAACAGUUGGAAGUAGUUCACACACUUGAUGGGAAAGAAUAUAUUACUCCAGCCCAAAUUAGUAAGGAAAUGAGAGAUGAACUACUUGUCAGGGGUGGUCGAGUAAACAUUGUUGAUCUACAACAGGUAAUUAAUGUGGACCUGACUCAUAUUGAAAAUAGAAUUGGUGACAUUAUUAAAUCAGAAAAGCGUGUUCAGUUAGUGUUGGGACAACUGAUAGAUGAGAACUAUUUGGACUGCUUAGCAGAAGAGGUAAAUGAUAAAUUGCAAGAAAGUGGUCAGGUAACCGUAUCAGAACUGUGUAAAACUUAUGAUCUUCCUGGAAACUUUCUGACACAGGCACUAACUCAGAGACUAGGUAGAAUUAUCAAUGGACAGAUUGAUCUUGAUAAUAGAGGAGUAAUUUUUACCGAAGCUUUUGUAACUCGACAUAAAGCACGCAUCCGUGGACUGUUCAGUGCUAUUACCCGGCCUACAGCAGUAAAUUCUUUGAUUUCAAAAUAUGGAUUUCAGGAGCAGCUUCUUUACUCUGUGCUUGAGGAACUCGUAAAUAGUGGACGCUUACGAGGCAUCGUGGUUGGUGGGAGGCAGGAUAAGGCGGUGUUUGUCCCUGACAUCUACUCAAAGACACAGAGUACGUGGGUGGAUUCCUUCUUCAGGCAGAAUGGCUAUCUAGAAUUUGAUGCUUUGUCUAGGCUUGGAAUCCCAGAUGCUGUUAGCUACAUAAAGAAAAGAUAUAAGACUACACAGCUCUUGUUUUUGAAAGCAGCUUGCGUUGGUCAAGGACUUGUGGAUCAAGUGGAAGCAUCAGUAGAGGAAGCUAUCAGCUCUGGAACAUGGGUUGAUAUUGCACCUCUGCUUCCCAGUUCUUUAUCAGCUGAAGAUGUUGCGAUAUUGCUACAACAAGUGAUGAGAGCAUUCAGCAAACAGGCUUCAGCCACAGUCUUUAGUGACACUGUUGUAGUCAGUGAAAAAUUUAUAAAUGACUGUAUAGAACUAUUCAAUGAACUGAUGCAUCAAAAAGCUGAAAAGGAAAUGAAAAAUAAUCCUGUUCAUUUAAUUACUGAAGAAGAUCUGAAACAAGUCUCCAUUUUAGAAAGUGUUAAUACAAGUAAAAAGGAUAAAAAAGAUGAACGAAGAAGGAAAGCAACAGAGGGUAGUGGAAGUGUGAGAGGAGGUGGCGGCGGCAAUGCCAGGGAGUACAAAGUUAAAAAAAUCAAGAAGAAAGGAAGAAAAGAUGAUGAUAGUGAUGAUGAAUCUCAGUCAUCUCACACUGGAAAAAAGAAGCCAGAGAUCACUUUUAUGUUCCAGGACGAGAUUGAAGAUUUUUUAAGAAAACGCAUACAAGAUGCUCCUGAGGAGUUUAUUUCUGAACUUGCAGAAUACUUAAUAAAACCUCUUAAUAAAAGUUAUCUUGAGGUAGUACGUUCCGUAUUCAUGUCUUCAGCUUCUGCUUCUGGAACUGGCCGAAAACGCACAAUGAAGGACUUGCAAGAAGAAGUUUCCAACCUGUACAAUAAUAUUAAGUUAUUUGAAAAAGGGAUGAAGUUUUUUGCAGAUGAUACACAGGCGGCUCUUACCAAGCACUUGCUGAAGACAAUUUGUACUGAUCUCACUAACCUCAUUUUCAACUUCUUAGCUUCAGAUUUAAUGAUGGCAGUAGACAAUCCUGCAGCCAUUACAAGUGAAGUAAGAAAAAAGAUUUUAAGUAAAUUAUCAGAAGAAACCAAAGUAGCUCUCACAAAACUUCAUAACUCUCUGAAUGAAAAGAGCAUAGAAGACUUUCUUUCUUAUCUGGAUUCUGCCACAGAAGCUUGUGAUAUUAUGGUGAAGAAGGGAGACAAGAAAAGGGAAAGACAGACACUGUUCCAACAUCGACAAGCACUGGCCGAACAGCUAAAAGUUACAGAAGACCCUGCUCUCAUUCUGCACCUCACAUCAGUUUUGUUGUUUCAGUUCUUAACUCACAGUAUGCUCCAUGCACCUGGAAGAUGUGUACCACAAAUCAUUGCUUUUCUCAACAGUAAAAUUCCAGAGGACCAGCAUACUCUCUUGGUUAAGUAUCAAGGUUUGGUUGUGAAGCAGUUAGUCAGUAAAAAUAAGAAGCCUGGGCAGGGAGAUGAUGCCUUAAGUGAUGAAUUAGACAAAGAACAUGAAGAUGUCACCAGUACUACUCGUAAAGAGCUUCAAGAACUUUCUUCAUCUGUUAAAGACCUUGUUCUGAAAUCUAGAAAAUCUUCUGUAACAGAGGAGUAAUGAUCUUAAUUUACAUUUGUCAUAUAAUCAUUUUUCCCCAAAGUUAAAGGUGAGUGGUUGCAAAAAAUUAUACUCAGUUCACAGCUCCCAAUUUCCUCUAAGAAUUAUUAAAAUAGUAGUUAUAUUAAGUGUAAAUCUUAUAAAGAUACAAAUUUUUGUAAAUUGGGUUUUCUGUGAAAGUUUUUUUUUUUUUAAUAUUAUGAUUCUAAAAAUUAAACAUUUCAGGUUCAUUUUGUUACCAGCUACUGAAUGAAGAAUAAAUUUUCUGGUAUCUUUCAUCUCUUGGAAAGGACUCAUUCAUUCUGUAAUUAGGUUUCAAAUGACGUUAUUUUUAUAUAUAUAUUAGGCAAAAGCUUAAAAUGUGGUCAUGUUUUUAAAAAAAAAGGAAAAGGACGUCUUUGGUGUCCGAAAUGAAAAUAAAUUGUGUAUUUUAUUUUGAAAGUAAAAGAAGACUUCAAACCUAAAAUACAGAAAUUUGUAAAAUAUUUUUAUACUAAGCCUUUGCCCCUAUAUCUGGAAGCUCGUUUCUCAUCUCCCUGACAAGAGAAAAUUUUUAUGUGGUUAGGGGCUUCAGUGAUGCCUUUACAGGUACAGAAGAACGCCAGAGGGUCCCUGCAUUGCUGUUUCUGAAACAAGCUGCUAACAACAGUGAGAGAAAAAAUGAAAUUUACUGCUAGUAGGUAUUGGAUGUAAGUAACAUUCUAACAUGGAAAUCACUAAAAAUUUAAUAUGAAGAUUUUUGUUUAAUUGACCUGGUUUGUAUUUCUAAACUUCAAUUUUUAUAUCAGUAGUAGCUAUAGCACCUGAUACUUUGUAAAUACCAUUGUGAUAAAUAGAUAAGUUGCUUUUUCCAGCAGUAGGGUCAUCUAUAAAUGCAUUUAAAUCAUUCGAACCUUUUUUUUUUUCCAAAAAUGGAACCCCAUCUAAAAAAUAGACAUUCUUAUUUUCUAAAGUUGAUUAGUUGAAAGUAACUUAAAAAUAGUUCCUUGGAAUAAUCAUUUUCAACUAAAUGAAUUUUAAACAAUUUAUUUGUAUAUCAAAAGAGGAAUUUAAUUGUUCUGAAUAUAAUAAUAAAUUAAAUCUCAAAUAUUAAAAAUACUAUUUUAUAUAAUUGUUUUAAAAAAGGAUCAGUUUACCUCUACCAUAGUCUAGACAAAGUAUCCUAAUUGAAAGUAAUUAAUAUAAUUGCUAAGUAUUAUUAUUAAUAUUGACAGGAAUAUAACAUUAAGGAAUAUUUUUCCAUGAGUAAUUUUCUCCUUGCAUAUUUUCAUUUAGCCAAAGGGAGAAAAAUUUUAAAUCCUCUUUGACCACACACUACAGUUAGUUUUAUUUAUUUGUUUAUUCAGCCUCCAAAAUACUGAACACCCAACCUAAACUUUUUAUUUAAUCUUUAAGAAUCUUAUCAUUUAAAAUGUUUUAGCAGAUACCAAAGUAACCCAUGUUUGUGACAAAUGUCAUUGGGGUAUUACUGUACUACAUCGAAGAAAAUAAAAUAUAUAAAAUGAAAGAGACAGUGAAGCAAAUAAAAAGAAAAACAUUGUCUUAAUUUCUUUGCAGUAAAGUUUUUCAUUUGUCAAAAUGGUUCUUAUUUUUCCACAGUAAAUAAAGAACAGUUUUUAUUAUUGUUUUUGUAAAUAAAAUUAUAUAACUGAUUUUGUAUGUAAAGAUCUAAUUUCAUUAUUAAAAUAAAAUUUGUUAAACAUUUAUUUACUGUGGUCUUAGUGAGCAGGUUAUAAUGAGAAUGUUAUUUAAAAUAACGUUGCCUGUUAAUUCUAUUAAAUUUUAUGUUUCUUUGAAGCUUUCACUAUUAUACGUAAUACUAAGACUAAUGGAUAUGUAUAUUAUGUGCAGUGUAUUUUUAUUUUGAAUUUUCAUUCUGAACAUUAUUAAAAGAUUUUAUUUUAUUGUU
Choloepus didactylus (southern two-toed sloth) is the source of this 4291-nucleotide messenger RNA. It is a transcript of the gene UFL1, whose product is annotated as UFM1 specific ligase 1. The record is from RefSeq and is a predicted model, not a curated record. Gene Ontology annotation, cellular component: endoplasmic reticulum membrane. The transcript is spliced from 19 exons. Gene Ontology annotation, biological process: protein K69-linked ufmylation; response to endoplasmic reticulum stress; regulation of proteasomal ubiquitin-dependent protein catabolic process. NCBI's taxonomy places the organism in Eukaryota, Metazoa, Chordata, Mammalia, Pilosa, Megalonychidae. The coding region runs from base 1 to 2382 and encodes 793 amino acids. Gene Ontology annotation, molecular function: UFM1 ligase activity.